Molecule: messenger RNA, 944 nt
Organism: Branchiostoma belcheri (Belcher's lancelet)
Lineage: Eukaryota; Metazoa; Chordata; Leptocardii; Amphioxiformes; Branchiostomatidae
Exons: 8
Coding region: 107-847 (246 amino acids)
Biological process (GO): calcium-ion regulated exocytosis
Cellular component (GO): endoplasmic reticulum
Molecular function (GO): calcium ion binding
Source: RefSeq, a predicted model, not a curated record
ACCUCCGGAUCUUCCUUCAAGACGUGUAUAUUAGGACCGAGUGCCUCGGACUCAAUCUUCACAAAACUCGACGUCUUGAAGUGUCCUGACAAGAAUCACCAGAAUCAUGACUCCCUUCCUUUUCCUGUUCGUUGCCUUGGCAACUGCAUCUCCCAUGAGGAGGCAGACGAUGGGCGGUCUGGAUGCCGACGGUGACGGACUCGUCUCUAAGGACGAAGUGUUUGCCGCCAUGUCUCUUCACGAGGCUCUUGUCGCCCUGGACAGGGACGGUGAUGGCUUCAUCUACCUGGCUCAGAUCAUCGAGCUGUGGGGAGUUGGUGACCAGUUUUACCUUCUCAACACCGACGGAGACGACCACCUCACCUUCAGGGAGAUCGAGAACGGAAUGACUCUGAGCACCUUUUACGAUCAGUUCGACUUCAACAUGGACGGCACCCUGGAUGUUGCCGAGGCUUACCAGCUCAACUUCAUCUACGAUGUCAUCAAUGACCCUACCCUGGACGACCCUCUGGACUCCAACGGUGACGGCAGACUCUCCAGGCUCGAGGUUUUAAGCCACAUGAAUUACGACGAGGUUCUCAUGGCUCUGGACACUGACGGUGACCAGCGUCUGACUCCCGCUGAGCUGAUGGUCCUGAUGGGCUCCGAGACCACGGAGUUCAUGAACGACCAGGACAACAACGACGAUGGGUUCGUCACUUAUGACGAGGCCAAAAGUCACCGCAUGAGCCUCGGCAGGAUCUUUGACAGGCUGGACCAGGACGAUAGCAACUACCUAGAGAAUGGCGAGGGCGCCGGUUUCUACACUGUGUAUGUGACUAUCGCAGCCGCCAACGCUAGCAACUAAGCAGGGUCCUCAUUACGGGCUGGUUCUUGUGAUGACCCGAUUGCAGAUUCAUCAGUAGCUACAGUUAUGCAAACGAAAGACUGAAAUAAAAUAUUAC